Echinostoma caproni is the source of this 369-nucleotide messenger RNA. Lineage: Eukaryota; Metazoa; Platyhelminthes; Trematoda; Plagiorchiida; Echinostomatidae. The record is from the annotation of a GenBank genome assembly.
AUGUCCGCAACCUCUCCCGUGACUAAGGAUGUUACCGAAGAUGGCGAGUUAGAUCAACCGUCACUCAAAUACUAUGCUCAGGAGGUUAAAAAACGUUUGGACCAAGAAAAAGAAAGUGCUGAGGAAAAUAGCUUUCUUCGUUCAUCCCUUCGAAGAUCUGACCGAUUGAAAGCAAUUGAGAAUUAUCGAAGAAUUAUUAAAAACGCAGAGGCAGAAAAGCGACCAGAACUGAAUGAGGCCUUUGAAGGCGAUGAAGGUUGGGCAUACAGUCGUGCAGGUACAGAUUUUUGUUUUUCAAGGGCUGAAUCUUCUUUUUGCCUUAGCUGUGUGAGUAAUUAUGCUCCCUACCUCGCAUUGGUUGAUGGAUAA